This is a messenger RNA of Entelurus aequoreus (snake pipefish), 1854 nucleotides long. RefSeq names its product steroid 5 alpha-reductase 3 (gene srd5a3). The record is from RefSeq and is a predicted model, not a curated record. Gene Ontology annotation, molecular function: 3-oxo-5-alpha-steroid 4-dehydrogenase activity. The coding region runs from base 169 to 780 and encodes 203 amino acids. Gene Ontology annotation, cellular component: endoplasmic reticulum. The transcript has 6 exons. Lineage: Eukaryota; Metazoa; Chordata; Actinopteri; Syngnathiformes; Syngnathidae. Gene Ontology annotation, biological process: polyprenol catabolic process; dolichol-linked oligosaccharide biosynthetic process.
UUGGAGCCGUGUCGGCUUACGCCUGGUAGAUUUUGUCUGGAUCUGAUCCGAUAUGGAAAGACUAAACAGAAUUUCAAACGCGACGACUGGUUGUGUGUGUUUGACGUGCCAAAGAGCCUGAACAUCACUUUACGGCAACAGUUAUGUCCACAGUGGCUCACAAGCUUAAUGAAUAUUCUGUCUGGGUCUACAGACACAGAAAAUGAAGCUCUUCAACCUGGCACAGUCCUGGUGCAGCUGCUGCUGUGGUUCCAUUCCCUCAGGAGGCUUCUGGAGUGUCUCUACGUCAGCGUCUUCUCUGAUGGCGUCAUCCAUGUGGCGCAGUACGUCUUCGGACUGGGCUACUACGUCCUGCUGGGGCUGACUGUGCUCUGCUCAGACCGCCUAACGAAAGGGAACGGAACUCUCGUAUUCCAGUUGGAGUGGUUUCACGUUGCAGGAAUUGUGCUUUUUAUUCUGGCUUCUGUGCUGCAGCAUCAGACCAUGGUCCUUCUGGCUAGACUUCGCACUGGGAAGUCAGGAAAGGUGGAGACGCUGGGUCACAGGGUGCCAAAGGGAGGCUGCUUUGAACUGGUGUCAUGCCCUCAUUACUUAGCAGAGUUGCUCAUCUACGUUUCCCUGGGUUUAGUUUUGGGAGGCCGGUCUCUCACCUGGUGGCUGGUGGUCCUGUACGUGCUCUUCAACCAGGCGCUGGCAGCACUGCUUUGUCACGAUCUCUACGUCAGCAAGUACGAGUCCUACCCAAAGCAAAGAAAAGCUUUUAUACCCUUUUUGAUGUGAAGUAAAAUGAUGUGUCCUGUACUGUUGGAAGUGUGUUUUUUUUAUUGAAUGCGUAUUUCAACGAGUACCCUGUAAAGCAGAGGUUUCCAAAGUGCAACCUGGGGCUCUUUAAUGACCCCCACCUCGUUUCUUCUUGGUGCGCAGCAUGAUAGAAACAUAAAUAUGUGUAACACAACCUGCAUUGCCAUAUUAUAAACGAGGAUUGGGGCUACACUGAAAUGAAAACAAUGUAAUGGAAAAAAGACUAAUAAGCUACUGUAUCAUACUGUACUACACAAUUUCCUUUGUUAUGCAUAAUACUAAGCUAUAGCACCAAUGUGUGGUAUUUUUCUGCUUUGCAUAUCAUGACCUAAAUUGGAUUGGUUUUACUUAUCAAAUUUUAUUGUAUUUCUUUGAAGGGUCAAAACAAUUCCUGCAUCCUUCUAGUUUUACGUGGAAAAAAAAAUUGAACGGACAAACAUGCCUGCAAUUAAUAGUUACUGAUAGAUCAAUAUAGUGUACUGUUUUCAUCUUAUGGGGGAAGUUGGUUCAUUUUAAAUACAAUAUGUAACGGUGCAAGAGCAAAAAAAAAAAAGCAAGCAAGAAAAAAAGGUAAUAUAGUAUAUGUAUUAUACACUGUAAAAAAAAUCCUAUUUUUAUGGUUAAUUUACUCGAAAUUUCUGCUGUAAUUUUUCUAUUUUUUUAAAUAGUUUAUAAAACUGUAGAAUUGAAGACAUUAUCUGUAAAUAAACAAUCCGCCUGUUAUUUUAAGUAAUGUGCCAGUAAUGACAAACUACAGUAUGUAUAUUUCUAUUGUUUUUUACAGAAAAAUACCAAAUUAAUUAUACAUAGCAUUUUCUGUUUUCUUAAAUUACUUUCAAAUUCAUGUAAAAUUACAGUAAUGAUCUUUCAUUAAAUAUGUACCUUGUUAUAUAAAAGUCGAUGUCCAUACUAACAAUCUAACUAAUAAAGGUAUUUUUCUGCAGAACUGUUUGCAUCGUCACUUUAUUAAAGGUGGUUGAUCUUAACAAUUCAGAAAAAAUCUGUGAAAUAAUGGUAUUUUUCUGUGGAACUGCCAGCAUUGUCACUUCAUUA